AUGAUGGUUGAGCUUACUAAUACGCAGGCCUUACAAGAAGAAACAGCUUUAGCUGUUGCACCUUUGCUACAGAAUAGACCGGAGCCUUUCCAUUUUACCAAGCACCAUGAUUAUUUAAAGAAAAUGUUAGAACCGCUUCCUAGCUAUUUUUCUGUCUUAGAUGCCUCUAAGGCCUGGAUGGUUUAUUGGGAGCUUAAUUCCUUAGCUGUUGUGAAAAAGUUGGACGGGCCUGUUAGGUCGAGAGCAAUUAGUACUAUUCGUCAAUUACGAGGUGAAAACGGUGGUUUUUGUGGUGGAAACGGUCAACAAGAACAUGUUUUGAGUACUUAUGCAGCUGUACUAAGUAUCUGCUUAUGCGAUUGUGACGAAGCCUUUGCUCUUAUCAACAAAGAAAGGCUACUACAGUGGUUUUUUUCCUUAAAAAACGCUGAUGGAUCUUUUCGCGUGAAUCAAGAAGGCGAGUCUGAUGCUCGUUCAGCCUAUGCAGUUGUUUGUGUUGCGUCCCUUUUGGGACUUCCUAAUGAUCACGAUCUAUUCAAGGGCACUUUAGAAUGGCUUUGCAACUGCCAAACAUAUGAGGGUGGAUUAGCGGGUGUUCCUUAUGCUGAAGCGCAUGGUGGAUACACAUAUUGUGCUUUAGCCGCAAUUGCUUUGUUACAAGGAAUACAGAAAUUGGAUAUUCCAAGUCUUGUAAAAUGGUUAGUGCAAAGGCAGGAUCGUGCUCUUUAUGGCUUUUCUGGAAGAACAAACAAACUUGUGGAUGGCUGCUAUAGCUGGUGGGUAGGCGGAAGCCACCUUAUAUUAGCAUCUGGAUAUGGUAACAGGUCUGAGAAUGUAACACAUGCCUUAUUUUACAAUUCAGACAAACUUCUAAAAUACAUUCUUCAAUGCUGUCAAGGAAAGUCUGGUGGUUUACGUGAUAAGCCUCCCAAACGACCUGAUCAAUACCAUACAUGUUACUGUCUACUAGGGUUGUCUUCUAUAGCUUAUGACUAUAAAGUACAAGAUAAUGAUUGGUUGAUUGAACCUUCUCAACAUUCGACUCUGAAUUUUUUGUUGCCGACUCAUCCCAUUUUUUGUAUACCUUUGGGUUUGGAAAAAAAGAUGCUAUCCUACUUUAAAGCUAUUUAA
This is a messenger RNA of Schizosaccharomyces osmophilus, 1131 nucleotides long. RefSeq names its product protein farnesyltransferase beta subunit Cpp1 (gene cpp1). The coding region runs from base 1 to 1131 and encodes 376 amino acids. Lineage: Eukaryota; Fungi; Ascomycota; Schizosaccharomycetes; Schizosaccharomycetales; Schizosaccharomycetaceae. The transcript has a single exon. The record is from RefSeq and is a predicted model, not a curated record. Gene Ontology annotation, cellular component: protein farnesyltransferase complex. Gene Ontology annotation, molecular function: protein farnesyltransferase activity. Gene Ontology annotation, biological process: protein farnesylation.